Selaginella moellendorffii is the source of this 1757-nucleotide messenger RNA. RefSeq names its product tubulin alpha chain. The record is from RefSeq and is a predicted model, not a curated record. Lineage: Eukaryota; Viridiplantae; Streptophyta; Lycopodiopsida; Selaginellales; Selaginellaceae. The coding region runs from base 280 to 1635 and encodes 451 amino acids. The transcript has 4 exons. Gene Ontology annotation, biological process: microtubule cytoskeleton organization; mitotic cell cycle. Gene Ontology annotation, molecular function: GTP binding; structural constituent of cytoskeleton. Gene Ontology annotation, cellular component: microtubule; cytoplasm.
GCAGAAAAAUACGGUUGCCGGCUGACAGUUCAGCGGGCGUUUUAACCGCCGUUUCGCGUUGUCCGCUUCACAUGAAGAUGGCGGCGGUUGCCGCGGUAAAACGGGUAAAACCGGCGCUCCCGCUGCGAAGGCUGGUGCUUUUUACCGCGCCGGGCCUGCGCUUUUUACAGUAACCGCCGGAUCGGUAUAAAAGGAGCAGCGCAGUUCCGAGGAACUCGUUGCCUCGUCGUCGUUGCGCUCGUUUCGUCCAAUUCUAGAUUCGUUCUUCGUCCGGCCAAGAUGAGAGAGUGCAUCUCGAUCCACAUUGGCCAGGCCGGCAUCCAGAUUGGAAAUGCGUGCUGGGAGCUCUUCUGCCUGGAGCAUGGCAUCCAACCUGAUGGCCAAAUGCCAAGCGACAAGACAAUCGGAGGAGGCGACGAUGCAUUCAACACCUUUUUCAGCGAGACCGGCGCGGGGAAGCACGUCCCCCGCUGCGUGUUCCUGGACCUGGAGCCCACUGUGAUCGACGAGGUCCGGACGGGAACGUAUCGCCAACUCUUCCACCCCGAGCAGCUCAUCAGCGGAAAGGAAGACGCGGCCAAUAACUUCGCUCGAGGACACUACACAAUUGGGAAAGAGAUUGUCGAUCUCUGCCUCGAUCGAGUACGGAAGCUGGCGGACAACUGCACCGGGCUGCAAGGAUUUCUCGUGUUCCACGCAGUCGGGGGUGGCACCGGCUCCGGCCUCGGCUCCCUCCUCUUGGAGCGCCUCUCGGUGGACUACGGCAAGAAGUCCAAGCUGGGAUUCACCAUCUAUCCCUCGCCGCAAGUCUCCACGGCCGUGGUGGAGCCAUACAACAGCGUCCUUUCGACGCACUCGUUGCUCGAGCACACAGACGUGGCCGUGAUGCUCGACAACGAGGCCAUCUACGAUCUGUGUAGACGAUCUCUCGACAUCGAGCGGCCGACUUACACCAACUUGAACAGAUUGGUCUCGCAGGUGAUCUCGUCUCUCACUGCCUCUCUACGCUUUGACGGUGCUCUCAACGUGGAUAUCACCGAGUUCCAGACCAACCUGGUGCCAUACCCGCGCAUCCACUUCGUGCUCUCGUCGUAUGCGCCGGUUAUCUCCGCCGAGAAGGCCUACCACGAGCAGCUGUCGGUGUCCGAGAUCACAAACACGGCGUUCGAGCCGGCGUCGAUGAUGACCAAGUGCGACCCGCGCCACGGCAAAUACAUGGCCUGCUGCCUCAUGUAUCGCGGCGACGUCGUCCCAAAGGACGUCAACUCCGCAGUGGGAACCAUCAAGACCAAGAGGACGAUCCAGUUUGUGGACUGGUCGCCCACCGGGUUCAAAUGCGGUAUCAACUAUCAGCCCCCGACUGUGGUUCCCGGCGGUGAUCUCGCCAAAGUCCAGCGUGCCGUGUGCAUGAUCUCAAACUCCACCAGCGUUGCCGAGGUGUUCUCGAGGCUGGAUCACAAGUUUGAUCUCAUGUAUGCCAAGCGCGCGUUCGUGCACUGGUAUGUUGGCGAGGGGAUGGAGGAGGGGGAGUUUUCCGAGGCCCGCGAGGAUCUGGCAGCUCUGGAGAAGGAUUACGAGGAAGUUGGCGCCGAGUCCGCUGAUGGCGAGGGAGAGGACGAAGGUGAGGAGUAUUAGCCAUAUUUUUUCUUCUUCUUUUUUCUUCCUUUCAUAGCUACAAGAACUAGAAAUAGUGCAGAGAAAGAAAAGCCAAAUUGUAUUAUUACCACAAGGAAUAAAUGCAUACGUUUUCUAAAUUG